This is a messenger RNA of Aspergillus clavatus NRRL 1, 732 nucleotides long. Its product is annotated as oxidoreductase, short chain dehydrogenase/reductase family. Bases 1 to 732 code for a protein of 243 amino acids. The record is from RefSeq and is a predicted model, not a curated record. NCBI's taxonomy places the organism in Eukaryota, Fungi, Ascomycota, Eurotiomycetes, Eurotiales, Aspergillaceae. The transcript has 4 exons.
AUGGCUACCAAAGCAUUCGCAAUCAUUGCCGGAGUCGGCCCCGGCACGGGCGCGUCCAUCGCCAGACGUUUUGCCAAGGCAUAUUCCGUGGUGGUGCUUGCUCGCAACCCCGCGAAUUUCGAGCCGCUUGUGCAGGAGAUCAACGCCGCGGGCGGCCAGGCAUUCGGCAUCAGCACCGACCUGUCCGAUACGGCCAGUGUCAAGUCUGCCUUCGACAAGAUCUCCCAGCAGUAUUCCGGCAUUCCGCUGGCAGCGGCUGUGUUCAACCCCUCGGGGGGGUUCAUCCGCAAGCCGUUCCUCGAACUCACCGAGGAGGAGUUCUCCCAAGCGUUUGACAACCAGGGGUUGGGGGGCUUCAACUUCUCCAAAGGCGCCUUGCCUCUUCUCCUUCAAGCGAAGGGCUUGCCGCACCCGCCUACCCUGAUCUUCACCGGCGCCACAGCCAGUCUCAAGGGGUCCGCGAACUUCGCGGCCUUCGCGGCGGGCAAGUUUGCGCUACGAGCGUUGGCGCAGUCCCUGGCUCGAGAGUACGGACCGAAGGGCGUACAUGUGUCGCACGUUAUCAUCGACGGGGUCAUCGACAUUCCCAGAACGAAGGCCUGGACGUUCGAGCAUGAAGAUGCUAAGCUGGACCCUGAAGCAAUUGCCGAGUCAUACUGGCAUCUGCACACGCAGCCACGCACAACAUUUGGCUUCGAGCUGGAUCUUCGGCCAUAUGUAGAGAAAUGGUGA